Haplochromis burtoni (Burton's mouthbrooder) is the source of this 563-nucleotide messenger RNA. Its product is annotated as DNA-directed RNA polymerase III subunit RPC2. Gene Ontology annotation, biological process: DNA-templated transcription. NCBI's taxonomy places the organism in Eukaryota, Metazoa, Chordata, Actinopteri, Cichliformes, Cichlidae. The transcript has 4 exons. Bases 244 to 525 code for a protein of 93 amino acids. The record is from RefSeq and is a predicted model, not a curated record. Gene Ontology annotation, molecular function: DNA-directed RNA polymerase activity; DNA binding.
UUUUCCUCCACAGGGGGUUAUUUCAUUGUAAAAGGUCAGGAGAAAGUCAUUCUGAUCCAAGAACAGCUGUCCAAGAACCGAAUCAUUGUGGAGCAGGACAGGAAGGGUGCAGUUGGAGCAUCAGUUACCAGCUCCACUCAUGAAAAGAAAAGCAGAACUAAUAUUAUUGUUAAACAAGGCCGUUUCUACUUGAGACACAACACGCUGUCAGAGGAUGCCCCCAUUGCAAUCAUAUUUAAGGGGAUGGGUGUGGAGAGUGACCAGGAGAUAGUUCAGAUGAUCGGCACAGAGGAGAGUGUCAUGGCCAGCUUCGCCCCGAGCCUGGAGGAGUGCCAGAAAGCGCAAAUCUUCACACAGACUCAGGCCCUGAGGUAUCUUGGGAAUAAAGUGCGCAGACAGCGGAUGUGGGGAGGCCCCAAGAAAACAAAGAUGGAAGAGGCCAGAGAGCUGUUAGCAUCUCUCAUUCUCACACAUGUGCCUGUAUGUAAACAGAAUGCUCAUCACGAUAACUGGCAUUCACACUAAAAUGUUACUCGACAAAAUGUAAAGACUGUAUAACUUGU